GAUCAUCGGUUCGUCAGAAGCUCGAUAAGUUUUCAAAGGUCUGAAACGAAGAGUGUCUACGAAGAAGAACCCGUCAUGUCUCCGUACCUAACAACGUGCCUGAUGGUGGCUAUAGCCGUAGUCUUUCUUGGGCCGACAAACGCGGAAGACCCGGAUUGCGGGAAGGACGAGGUGUUCGACAUCUGCGGACGAGUAUGCGAGCCAACGUGCCGGGAACUUGAUCGCCGUGAGACAUGUCGCCCUCACUGUGACGGAAGCCUAGCCAUGUGCACAUGCGGCCCUGGACUGGUAAGGGACGAUAACAAUAAAUGUAGUCCUCCGUCAGAAUGCGAGGAGACAUCAUAACCACACACGCAAGUUCAACGGGAAUCAGUAAAACAUAGACUACAACUAUAGCAUACCUAGCAAUAAAGAACGUUCUUUGAGCAAAUUAA
Molecule: messenger RNA, 434 nt
Organism: Eufriesea mexicana
Lineage: Eukaryota; Metazoa; Arthropoda; Insecta; Hymenoptera; Apidae
Product: chymotrypsin inhibitor
Exons: 3
Coding region: 76-345 (89 amino acids)
Source: RefSeq, a predicted model, not a curated record